AUGUCAUGGCAAGAUCCUCAGCAGCGAUUGAAGCAACAGAGUGAACAGAAACAACAAGAACUUACAAAUUUACAUCAACAACAGAGUGCAAAAAAUAGAAAGGCAACUAAAAAUGCAAGUCCAUCUUUACCAACACCAAAUCGUAAUCGUGCUCGUCCUCAACAAACUUCAACAUCUCAUCAACGUACUCUUGCUCGAUUUAGUACACUGAAAGCAUCAUCAUUUCGUUCACCGGCCACAUAUAUUCCACAAUCAAAUAAUGGUACUCUAUGGAAAACAUAUGGUCUUGAUGAAAAUUCAUUAACAAUACGUUUUCUUUAUUCAAAUUUACUUUUACUUGAAUGGUGUAUUAAACAUAGUUUAUCAACAUCAUUACCAUCAAUGGGUGUUGAUAUUGAACAUACUUCAAAUCGAAUAAGUCGUAAAUGUCCAAAAUAUAGUGAAACAUCAGCAUCAUCUACAUCAACAACAAUUAAUCUUAAUGAUCUGAUACAAGCAGCUAAUAUUUGUCUUGAAAAACGUCUUGCUUAUCAUUCAUUAUCUGAUGAAACUUUUGCUAAAAUUAAAUUAACACUUAGGCAAACGCAUACAACUAUUGAACGAACUGAACAAAUACAUAAAACUCUUGAUCAUUUAGCGUAUUUACCUAAACAUAUCAAAGGUUAUCAUAAUGAACAACAAAAACAAAAAAACAUCAUUUGA
Molecule: messenger RNA, 702 nt
Organism: Rotaria sp. Silwood1
Lineage: Eukaryota; Metazoa; Rotifera; Eurotatoria; Philodinida; Philodinidae
Source: the annotation of a GenBank genome assembly